This is a messenger RNA of Candoia aspera, 2112 nucleotides long. RefSeq names its product cerebral endothelial cell adhesion molecule (gene CERCAM). The coding region runs from base 20 to 1837 and encodes 605 amino acids. The record is from RefSeq and is a predicted model, not a curated record. Lineage: Eukaryota; Metazoa; Chordata; Lepidosauria; Squamata; Candoiidae. The transcript is spliced from 13 exons.
CCGCCGUGGCCGCCGCGCGAUGCCGCCGCCCGCCGCCCUGCUCCGCUGCGCCUUGGCGCUUCUGCUCCUUGGCCGGGGGGUCCUCUCCUCGCUUCCAACGGAGAAGGAGGAGGAGGGGGCGCCGGCCGGUGGGGCGGAGGAGCUGCCCACUGUGGUGGUCGCCGUCCUGGCCCGCAACGCCCAGCACUCGCUGCCCCACUACCUGGGGGCCCUGGAGCGCCUCGAUUACCCCGCGGAGCGCAUCUCCCUCUGGUGUGCCACGGAUCACAACGUUGACAACACAACGCAAAUGCUGCAGGCAUGGCUCCAUGCUGUGGAGAAACGUUACCGGUCCGUCGCGUGGAGAUCUGUGGAAGAGCCCAGCUCUUACCCGAACGAACUGGGACCCAAACACUGGACUGAGCCGCGGUUCGAACAGAUCAUGAGGUUGAAGCAGGAGGCCCUCGACUUCGCCCGGUCGCAAGGAGCCGGUUAUAUUUUGUUUGCUGACACGGACAGCAUCCUGACCAACAACCGGACCCUGAAGUUCCUCAUCGCCCAGAAGAAAUCUGUCGUUGCACCCAUGAUGGACUCCCAGACUUAUUACUCUAAUUUCUGGUGUGGGAUCACUCCGCAGGGUUAUUACCGACGGACGGCGGAUUAUUUUCCCACCAAGAAUCGCCACCGCCUCGGGUGUUUCGCUGUGCCCAUGGUCCAUGCGACCUUCUUAAUUGAUCUACGGAAGGACGACACAGUCAAUCUCACCUUUUACCCGCCCCACCCCAGCUACUCCUGGCCUUUCGACGAUAUCAACGUCUUCGCCUACUCUUGUCAAGCUGCAGGGGCCGAGAUGUAUUUGUGCAAUCAGGAGCGGUUUGGGUACAUCAACGUCCCGAUGGCAUUGCAUCAGACGCUGGAAGAGGAGCGCGUCCAAUUCGUGCAUCUUAUCCUGGAGGCUAUAGUGGAUGGGCCUCCGAUGGUCCGUUCCAGGCACAUCUAUGUCCCCCCAAAGCUUCCAACCAAGAUUGGGUUUGACGAGGUUUUUCUCAUCAACCUGGCCCGGCGUCCGGACCGGCGGCAGCGCAUGCUGGACGCUCUCUUCGAGCUGGAAAUAGACCCCUUGGUGGUUGACGCCGUGGAUGGAAGUGCCCUGAACAGCAGCAGCAUCAAGAAAAUGGGCAUCGACUUGCUCCCCGGAUAUUAUGACCCCUUUUCAGGCAGGACCCUCACCAAAGGGGAGGUCGGCUGUUUCCUCAGCCACCACCAUGUGUGGGAAGAGAUCGUCAAGAGAGGGCUGGAAAAAUCACUUGUGCUGGAAGACGACAUCCGGUUUGAGGCUUAUUUCAAGAAGCGCCUUCUGAAGCUGAUGGAGGAGUUGGAACAGGCGCAACUGGACUGGGAGCUGAUCUACUUGGGGAGGAAGCAAGUCAAGGCAGACGAGGAGGUGGUGGUGGAGGAAAUCCACAAUCUUGUGGUGCCCGAGUAUUCCUUCUGGACGCUGGCCUACGUCCUCUCGCGGCGGGGGGCUCAAAAGCUGGUCGAGGCGCGGCCCCUCUCCAAAAUCCUGCCCGUAGACGAAUUCCUGCCCAUCAUGUACGACAAGCACCCCAACGAGGAUUACAAAAAGCAUUUCAGUGGCCGGGACCUCCGGGCCUUUUCCAUCCUGCCCUCGCUGGCUUACCCGGCCCAUUAUGCUGGGGACGUGCAAUGGAUGAGCGAUACGGAGUUUUCCACCAUCUGGGAUGACGAUUCGCGCAAAACCACGUGGAGCGGCUCACAGAAGACGCUGAAGGGCGCCUGCAGCAGCGGAGGCCCAGCCGGCCAUUCCUUCCCCAUGGCAUCUCGGGAUGAGCUGUAACAUCUGUCUGGAUCCCCUGCUGCACUCUAAUCAUGGGAGAGAAAGGACGGAUUCAGGGAUUGAGGGUCCCAGCUUCCAUUUUGUUCCAGGACACGCAGCAUCUGCUGGAACUGUUUGGACAAGAGGGAUGCUCAGUGGCAGGGCGUGGACUGAAGAUGGGUUUGGGCUGGCCCAUCUGCUGGGAGACGGACCCUCGCUGUGCAAGGACCAGGCUGUCAACUGGACAAUCCUGACCAAAUUUACUUGAUGCAAUAAAGAUUUCUGCACAGAUUCAA